AUGCGACCCAGUUCCCAGACACCACGGAGAGUUUUGUUUCCAGUGUCCAGGGAUCUGGCCAAAGCGAAACAUGACAGAGAUGACAUCAGGGCCAAGACCUACAAGAUCCUGGAUAAUGCACAGAAAGGGAACAGCACUUCCUGGUGCCAGCCUGGCUGGGAGCAGUACCGAGGGAGGUGCUACCUUUUCUCCUCGACUGCCCAGCGCUGGCAGGUGGCCAGAAGAUCCUGUUUGGGCCAGACUGCCAAUCUGGUGGUGAUCAACGAUCAAACGGAGCAGAAUUACUUGGCCAUUAAAGCUGGUUCCUUUCGUCACUGGAUCGGCUUCACAGACCAAGGGACUGAAGGCGUCUGGCGCUGGGUGGACAAUACUCCUGUGGGAUUUACGUUUUGGGCCACAGGGGAACCCAAUAACAUGUACAGUUUUCACAUCAGAGAUGAGGACUGCGCCCACCUGCACGAGGGUGGCCAGUGGAAUGACGGCUGCCACUUGCACUACAGGUGGAUCUGCGAAAAAGCUGCUUCUUUCUGCUAAAUAGCCGGAGUCCCGCCCUGGCUCUGAGCACCGGCUGAAAUGUACCCCGGCCCACGAGGCCUGUGUGACGUUAUUGACUUGAACUGUGACCGUAUAGAUCAUUGUUGCAACCGAGGUCUUAUAGUGGCUCCAAAUCUUGUACAAAGGAGGUCUAGUAAAGCGUCUUUGAAAAAGUUGUAAUUUGCUGGUUAUGAUUAUGCUGUCUGUACAUGUGUAUCAUUUUUGCAUUUGAAGUUACGAAUAUUGGCUCUGUACUUGCAUCUCAAUGUGUUUGAUUCUAAGUAGCAUCAGUGAAGCAUUUGGCCAGUUUAUUGAGAAGAGACUCUUCAGAUUAAAUGCCCAAUCAAGAAACACUUAACUAACAAUGGAGCUUGGGAGACUCCGAUCCACAUAUGAGUUGCCCAUGUGACUCCAAACUCCACCUUGCUGCUGUGAUUUUCCACAGUAAGAGAAAAGGGGUGUCCUUCCACUUGGUGGAGGAUAUAAAAGACCCUGGAAACCCCCUCAUUUUAUCUUCAGUCCUUCUUCUUACUAUGACAGUCAGCAGCAACCCCCAACCCCCUUAAUAGCUAGCAGCCGUUAUGGCAGCCAGUGGCCAUUAGGGGGAAGCAGACACCUCAAGUACAC
Messenger RNA from Malaclemys terrapin pileata, 1161 nucleotides. Its product is annotated as C-type lectin domain family 10 member A-like. NCBI's taxonomy places the organism in Eukaryota, Metazoa, Chordata, Testudines, Emydidae. The record is from RefSeq and is a predicted model, not a curated record.